Aspergillus clavatus NRRL 1 is the source of this 1215-nucleotide messenger RNA. RefSeq lists its product as uncharacterized. NCBI's taxonomy places the organism in Eukaryota, Fungi, Ascomycota, Eurotiomycetes, Eurotiales, Aspergillaceae. The coding region runs from base 1 to 1215 and encodes 404 amino acids. The record is from RefSeq and is a predicted model, not a curated record. The transcript is spliced from 2 exons.
AUGGUGUCUUCAACAGCGGUUACCACGAAGGUGGAGUCUGGAUCUCCCUACCAGCUGGAGAAAGGCCAGGUUGCCAGAGCUUCCACCGCUCUUUUGCGGCACAUCAAGUCGAAGCAGGAAGAGCAAGAGAAGACAGCGACGAAGAAGACUCUCAUUGGCGACAAUGAUGACGAAUCCGACGAAGAGACUGCCCUCAAGAACGAGGCCAUUUGGCUUGUGCUCACCACAAAGAAGCAUGUUGUCGACAAGAACCGUCUGAAGCCCGGAAAAAUCAGCAUUCCCCACUCUCUCAAUGCCUACCCGUCGUUAAGUGUUUGCCUUAUCACCGCCGAUCCUCAGCGCUCUGUUAAGAACAUUGUCGCCGACCCUUCCUUCCCUCAGCACCUUUCCUCGCGUAUCGAGCGGGUCAUCGGCUACUCGAAACUUAAGGCUAGAUAUCACAGCUUCGAGUCUCGCAGGCAGCUGCUGUCCGAGCACGAUGUCUUCCUCGCCGAUGACCGGAUCAUCAUGCGCCUGGUUAAUACUCUUGGCAAAGUGUUCUACAAAUCCAGCAAGCGACCCAUUCCCAUCCGUAUCGCCGAAAUCGAGAAGGUGGAUGGCAAGAAGGUCAAGAAGGAUUCCAAGAAGAAGUCGAAGGAUGACGACAGCUCCUUUGCGUCUCCUGCGAUCGUCGCCAAAGAGAUCGAGAGAACCCUGAAUUGCGCCGCUGUACAGCUUGCACCCGCUACCACCGCCGCUAUCCGUGUGGGCUCGUCUAAGUUUACUCCGGAGCAGCUGGCCGAAAACGUCGAAGCUGUUGUUAAAGGCUUGACGGAUAAGUUUAUUACAAAGGGAUGGAGGAAUAUCAAGGCUAUUCAUAUCAAGGGCGCUAACACCAUGGCGAUGCCAGUCUGGCUGGCAAGUGAAUUAUGGGUGGAUGAGGCUGACGUUGUGGAAGAGGCCGAGGAGGAUGUCAAGGCCAUUGAGGGCGCAAAGAACAAGAAGCGCAAGCAGAUCGGUGACGACGAAAAACUACUCGAAGGAAGCAAGAAGACCAAGAAAUCCAAGCCCGAGGACGACGACGAUGCUUCGUCGAUGGCCGCAAGAAAGGAGAAGCUCCAGCAGCAAAAGGCCAAAGCUUUGGAGGACGGCGCCGAUUCCGGUAACAAGAAAUCCGCAGCCGCCGGGAAAGCAGCAUCUGGAGCGCCAAAGAAGAAGAGAAAGUCGAUUUUAUAA